AUGGAUCCAUCAUUUUUCAGUGUCAGUAUUGUGAGCGAUCAUUUUCAAUCAGUUCAAAUCUUCAGCGACAUAUGCGAUCAUUGUGACCGCUGCUUUGGACAGCAAACCAACUUGGACCGUCACAUUAAAAAACACGAAUCAGGUGGCACUUCCGGAAUCUCUAACGCAAAUGCACCACUUCGAGAACCGUUGAAUGCACCUAUCAGAGCAUCCUCUGCUUCAUUGCCAUUCUCGGCUCAAAAUCUUUUCUCCAAACUCACACCCCCUGCCCAACCUAUUUUCUGA
Messenger RNA from Thelazia callipaeda (thelaziosis nematode), 285 nucleotides. The record is from the annotation of a GenBank genome assembly. Lineage: Eukaryota; Metazoa; Nematoda; Chromadorea; Rhabditida; Thelaziidae.